Messenger RNA from Eupeodes corollae, 1011 nucleotides. RefSeq lists its product as uncharacterized. The transcript is spliced from 3 exons. The record is from RefSeq and is a predicted model, not a curated record. Bases 132 to 587 code for a protein of 151 amino acids. Lineage: Eukaryota; Metazoa; Arthropoda; Insecta; Diptera; Syrphidae. Gene Ontology annotation, biological process: positive regulation of voltage-gated potassium channel activity; sleep; regulation of synaptic transmission, cholinergic.
UCAUCAUAGCUUGGUAGUUUCUGUUCUGUUUUGGGCGGAGGCUUUUUUUAAUUUAUAUUUUAAUUUUAAUUUAUGUUUUCCUUUUCGUUGUAUUCAUUCAAACAACAUAAAUAAAAACAAAUUCCGCUACAAUGAACGCACAAAAUAUAACCAUUUGUGUUGUAUUAUCCGUAUUAUGUUUAAUUCAAACAGGUUUGGCCAUAAAAUGCUGGGAUUGUCGCUCUGACAACGAUCCCAAGUGUGGAGAUCCCUUCGAUAACAGGACCCUAGCUAUAACAGAUUGUUCACAAGAAAAGGAAUUGCCACAUUUGCCAGGUGUGCAAGCUACCAUGUGCCGCAAAAUUCGUCAAAAAGUUGGUGGCGAAUGGAGAUACUUCCGAAGCUGUGCCUGGAUGGGAGAACCCGGUAUUGGUGGCGACGAACGUUUCUGUCUGAUGCGCACUGGAACGUACAACAUUUUCAUGGAAUACUGCACCUGCAACAGCAAAGACGGUUGCAAUUCAUCGGGCUUCCUAGGACCCAAUUCGCUGGCUGUGGCGAUCACAUCCGGCUUUGUGUGUCUCGUGGCGUGGUUGUUGCAUGUUUAAUUAGAACAGAUGACUCCUUGGCAUUUGGCAUUUUCGCCUUUGCUGAUUAGCAAAUUAGAUGAUAAGAGAAUCUCCGUUUAUAUUUUAAAAACAUUUCGUCGUACAUAGUUUUGUAUUUAUAAAAGUGCCUGUGUUCUUGUUUUUGUACAAAAAUGAAAACAUACAAGAAUCAAUUCCGUCCAAAUAUUAAAUCUUUCCAGAUUUGCAUUCUUAAUUUUUUUUUAUAAACUAAAUAAAACUGACAAUUUUAAACAAAUUAAAAUAAUUCUAGUGCUCAAGUGCUCUUUUGACUUUAGUCUUAAUUAUAUUUUAAUGUUAAAUGAAUAUACAUACAUACAUUAAUUAUAAACAAAUACAAAAACACGUCCAUAUAUAUUUUUUGUACACAAUAAAGUCAUUGAACUUUUUUUAAGUUGAAAAAUAA